AUCGCAUCAGUACAUGUUUGGCCGCAGUGCAGCCUCGCAUAAAUAAAAAAUAAGAUCAUUUUGUUAUUAUAACCGCGUUAAAUAUGUCGGUCAAAGCAAUUGAUACUUCUUCGAUUCAUCGAAUUUGUUCAGGCCAGGUAAUCUUGGACUUAACAACAGCAGUAAAAGAGCUUGUAGAAAACAGUCUUGAUGCUCAGGCAAAAUCAAUUGAAAUCAGAUUUAAAGAAUAUGGCAUCCAAUCCGUUGAAGUAAUAGACGAUGGGAUAGGAAUUCAUCAUAAUGAUUAUGAAAGCCUAGCUCUCAAGUAUCACACAUCCAAACUAUCUUGCUUUGAAGAUUUAACAGAAAUCAACUCAUUUGGCUUUAGAGGCGAAGCACUUAGUUCUUUGUGCGCUCUAUCCAAACUUGUAGUCUCAACAUGCACUCAAGAAGAAACUCCAACGGGUACCAAAUUGGAAUAUGAUUCACAUGGAAGGCUCAUAAAAAAGUCUCCAAUAGCUCGAGAGCGAGGCACGUCCGUAUUCUUACAAGGACUUUUUGAACCGGUUCCAGUUCGACACCGUGAAUUUAAAAAGAAUAUUAAGCGAGAAUUUGGCAAAGCACUAGUAUUAUUGCAAGCUUAUGGUAUCAUUUGCGAAAAUGUUAGAAUUUCUUGUACAAAUCAGUUAAAUAAUAACGCAAAAACAAGAGUGUUAACUACAAGUGGGAACAAUGACUUAAGAGAUAAUAUCGCAAAUAUAUUUGGUGCCAAGACAUUAACUCAAAUAAUACCAUUGAACAUAAAUAUGAAUGUCAAACGAGAUAUGAGAUUGCAAAAAAAUGAAUAUGAUGAAAGUGAAGGAUAUACUGCUCAUAUUGUUGGUUAUAUUUCUAAACCUAUGAAAGGAUACGGCCGUGGAAGCAAUGAUAGGCAAUAUUACUUCAUUAAUGGUCGUCCAUGCAAUUUACCAAAAAUGGCGAAAGCUGUUAAUGAGUUAUAUAAAAGUUUUAACACUCACCAGUAUCCUUUUGUUGUUAUUGAUUUUCGACUUGCGAAAUCUUCGUAUGAUGUUAACGUCAGCCCGGAUAAAAGGACAAUAUUUAUACAUAACGAAAUCAAAAUAGUAGAGAUAGUAAGGGAAGAAUUAAAUAAUGUUCUGGAACCAUUUCGGUCUACUUUCGCGUAUUCUAAUGUUGGAGGCGUGCAGUUGUCAAUAGAAGAAAAUGUUUUAUGUCAUGGGAAUUCAAAGAAGGAGAUUUCUUCACAAAACAAAAAUGCCCAAUAUAGGAGUGGAAUUUUACUUGUGCAAGACAGAGAUGAUGGUAUAGUCAGGCUCAAUAACAUUCAAAGCAACGAGAGCGUUAAAAGUGAAGAGUAUAAGUUUGCGAAUUGUACUACUCAAUCAGAGGGAAGUGAAGUUCAUGUAAUGAAAAAGCUAAAGAUUUCUGCUGAAAAAUCAGAGAUUGUUAGUUCUCCGAAAAAAAAUCUAUCACAAUUAUUAUCUUCAAAUACGCCGAAAAAAAGAAAUUAUAUUAUUAAACCAAUUGAUACCUACUUAGUUAAUGACCGGAAGGAUUCUUUCAAUGUUUCAGCGUCUAUAUCAUGUGAUGAUAAACAUCGCGGUGAAAACGUUGAUAAAGCUGAUAUCGAAGAAGAGGAGCAAAUGGAAAUGAUCGUCGAAGAUUUUGUUGAGGUUCUUGAAGAUGAUAUGAACGAUUCUAAUAAAGGUGUUAUCAUAGCCGAUGAUAAGAAUGCUUUUAACAAGAAUCUCAUAAUCUCUAAAGAGGAUAAUAAAAUUUUGAGUUUUUCAAGUAAGACACUUGAUCUAGAGACUGUUAUGAUAGAGAGUGAUUACGAAAGACAAGACAUUGAGAUACCAUUUGAUAUUCGAAGAUAUAAAUUGAUUGAUACAAAUCAGCAAGAUUUUUGCAAGUAUAAAUAUAAAAAUAACGAUCGCGAUACACAUUUAAAUAAUUCCGGAAUCGAUACUCAAGAUAAUGAAGUUGCUGAAAGAGAACUCAGUAGGGUUAUAUUGAAAAGAGAUUUCGGCUUGAUGGAAAUUAUAGGGCAAUUCAAUCUCGGAUUUAUUAUUGUUAAAUUGGAUAAUUCUAAUUGUAAUGAUUUGUUUAUUAUUGAUCAACAUGCAUCUGAUGAGAAAUAUAACUUUGAAAAUUUACAACAUCAUACUAAAAUCCAAUCUCAAAGACUUAUCAGUCCAAGAAAGUUAGAUCUUACUGCAGCAGAGGAAUUAAUUGCAAUAGAAAACUUAAAAAUCCUACAAGCGAAUGGAUUUGAGUUGGAUGUAGAUUACAACGCAUCUCCCACUAAUAAAUUAAAAUUAUUGGCGCAACCGAUGAGCAAAGAUAUAAUAUUCGGAGUUAAGGAUUUAGAAGAAUUAAUAUUUCUAUUAUCUGAACGACCGGGAGAAAUGGUACGUUGUUCACACAUCAGAAAUAUGUUUGCGUCUAGAGCUUGUCGCAAAUCUAUAAUGAUUGGAGAUGCAUUAAGUCGUCAACAAAUGGGAAAGAUUGUAAAACAUAUGGGUGAUAUUGAUCAACCAUGGAAUUGUCCUCACGGUCGACCAACCAUGAGACACCUUUUUGAUUUGUCAAAGGCACGAAGUUCUCAACCAUAUACAAUGCGUCCUAAAAGCAAUCAAAGCAAUUUAUACAAAUUGUUUAGAAAUACAUGUAAUAGUUAAUUAUUAGCUUUCAUAACAUUAUUUUAUUUGGUGAUAUUAGCACUGAAAUAUUAACUUUAGCACCAAAGUAUUAUAAUAUAAAUCAGUCAUUAAAAUUAAAAAAAUUAAGAAAAUCUUUUUUUAGCAGUAU
Molecule: messenger RNA, 2811 nt
Organism: Rhizophagus irregularis DAOM 181602=DAOM 197198
Lineage: Eukaryota; Fungi; Glomeromycota; Glomeromycetes; Glomerales; Glomeraceae
Biological process (GO): mismatch repair
Cellular component (GO): MutLalpha complex
Molecular function (GO): ATP binding; ATP-dependent DNA damage sensor activity; ATP hydrolysis activity
Source: RefSeq, a predicted model, not a curated record